Oryza brachyantha (malo sina) is the source of this 755-nucleotide messenger RNA. Its product is annotated as chemocyanin-like. Gene Ontology annotation, molecular function: electron transfer activity. Lineage: Eukaryota; Viridiplantae; Streptophyta; Magnoliopsida; Poales; Poaceae. Gene Ontology annotation, cellular component: plasma membrane. The transcript has 2 exons. The coding region runs from base 118 to 492 and encodes 124 amino acids. The record is from RefSeq and is a predicted model, not a curated record.
CACUCAACUCACACUGGCUCAAGUGCUCAACCAGCUUUGCUUAGCUAGCCACCCCUUGCACCUCCUCCCUGAUCAGUGGCUAAACGACCAGCCGCUAGCUAGCGAUCGAUCGAGAAUAUGGCUCAGGGAAGGGGCAGUGCUGCCGGCGUGCUGGCGUUGGUCCUCCUCUGCGUGCUCCUCCACGGCGAGCUCGCCGAGUCGGCCGUGUACACCGUCGGCGACCGCGGCGGCUGGAGCUUCAACACCGGCGGCUGGCCCCGGGGCAAGCGCUUCCGCGCCGGAGACGUGCUCGUCUUCAAGUACAGCCCAUCGGCACACAACGUGGUGGCGGUGAACGCCGCGGGGUACAACUCGUGCAGCGCGCCGAGGGGGGCCAGGGUGUUCAAGUCCGGCAACGAUCGCGUCACGCUGGCGCGCGGCACCAACUACUUCAUCUGCAGCUUCCCCGGCCACUGCCAGUCCGGCAUGAAGAUCGCCAUCACCGCCGCCUGAUCGAUCUGGUGGCUCCGCGCGCCGCCGCCGGACGCCGGCGAACUUAAUGUUGACUCAUUUACUCUACAAUCUACAUACAUGUCCUCCGUCAGGGAAGUAGCUUCAAUAAUUCUGUCAGUGUCUUCGUUACUGACUGGCCGUCGUGUUUAGGCCUCUGCUUGUAUGUUGCAGGUUAGUUGAUUGUUGGAAGUAUAGAGGAGUAUAAUUAUGUGAUGUGUAUUUUGAGAAGAACUUAAUAAAAGCCAUACAGAUGCGUUCUGACC